Messenger RNA from Sodiomyces alkalinus F11, 1620 nucleotides. RefSeq lists its product as hypothetical. The transcript is spliced from 3 exons. NCBI's taxonomy places the organism in Eukaryota, Fungi, Ascomycota, Sordariomycetes, Glomerellales, Plectosphaerellaceae. Bases 1 to 1620 code for a protein of 539 amino acids. The record is from RefSeq and is a predicted model, not a curated record. Gene Ontology annotation, biological process: regulation of DNA-templated transcription. Gene Ontology annotation, molecular function: zinc ion binding; DNA-binding transcription factor activity, RNA polymerase II-specific.
AUGUCAUAUGCCCCCGACUCCCAGGAACAGCACAAACGAAAACGGGAUAUGGAUGGCGCCGUCACUCGGUCUUCGCAUUCCGACCGUAUCCCUCAACCCCCUCCUCCAAUACAUUCAGGCGAGUCGUCUCGAAUCAACUACCUGACGAAGACUUUUCCGGGAAAGCUCGAUCUCAUUCCUGGCGACUCAGACACAUUUGCAGAUGUCCUGGGCCUUAUCAACAGCUAUGAAGGCGUCUUGAGCCGACAGGAAAGCCUCGCAUCCAACCUGGGAGCCAAGCUCACGGGUCCCCGGUUGCUGCGGGCCAUGGAGGGCGCCUUCGAAGGCCCCAUCAUCGUUAAGCCCUCGUCUCCUUUCGGACCCGGCCCAGUGAGCUGGCUGGACAUUGUGACGUUCGCAAAGACGAAUCCGGGCCAAUUCGUUCUGACCACGUCCCCAGAAGGCCAACGAUCGUGUCAGUUUUUCCUCCACGGGCUUCAGGUUGAGAUUCUUGAGGACGAUUGGCGCCUUAUCGUGAAUGGUGCCCUGGACAGGUUCUCGUUGACCUCCACGUCACCAUUAGAAGAAGAUGAGACAGCAGAACUCGCGACUGUGGACAUUCUAGAAAAAAGGCUCCAGGUCCUCAUAAAAAGGGCAGACGAGGUGGCUAAACGAGCCCGUCAAUUGAACUAUCACCUAAGCGGCCGCAAAGCGGCUAUCAAGUCUAGGCAUCCAAGCCCCAACACAGCUUUCCACCACUCUGGCCCGGCCCGGCACCCCGGCGGACCUAGCGCAGCAUACGAUUUGCAUGCCGAUCUGUUGCAACAGUUCCUCUCCCCUUUCUCGUCACAGCCAGUCGCCCCACGACCGAUUUUCCAUCCUGACCGUGACGCCACCCACCGUCACCCGCCCCAUGCCAACAGAACAACCGAUCAUCAUCACCAACAUCAUACGCCCAACACGACAGAAACUAACAACUCCCCUAUCACAGUGGCGGGACCAUGCGGCCCCGCCAAGGAAUUACCAGAUCCAUCGGAAGUACACAGGCCAAUUGUCACCUCUAGGAUAGAACGACUCGGCAAGGGCGACGAGAUCUACCCCCCUUGCGAUCGGUGCAGGCGGCUCAAAACUGUGUGCAUCAAGCACCUUACCGCAUGUCAGGGCUGCACUAAGAGACAUGCCAAGUGUGGGUGGAGAGGCAUCACUGAGGAAGAAAUCGCAUGGCUUGAGCGAGAGGCCAACCACGCGGCCGAACCGGACGCCGAGGCCAAUGGGGCCAGCACUACGCAUACUUCGGGAUCGAGAUACGAUGCCGUACACGAUGAGAUACGACAUGCCGUGGACGAUUCGGUAGGAUCUCCCGCCGCACGAGGGUCGGGCUCGAGGCCUACUAGUAGAGGGGCCCAUCCACCUUUGCAGCCUCAAUCGCCUACCGAAACAGAGGGAAGAAGACACCUAGCCAGUAGUAUCGCCGACGUCGGUCGCCGACCCGCUCCAUCACCGCCGCGGCACUGGGACAGAGACGUACGUCAGCGAAGCGACCAUCCGGGCUGUCAGAAGGACUCGUUCAUGAGCCACAUGGGGUCGACGACAUCGUCGGCCACCCCGGAGGCCCACGAGGCAAACAUGACACACACAUGA